Mobula hypostoma (lesser devil ray) is the source of this 1645-nucleotide messenger RNA. RefSeq lists its product as uncharacterized. The coding region runs from base 1 to 1488 and encodes 495 amino acids. The transcript has 8 exons. Lineage: Eukaryota; Metazoa; Chordata; Chondrichthyes; Myliobatiformes; Myliobatidae. The record is from RefSeq and is a predicted model, not a curated record.
AUGAAAGCCAUCUACUUCAACGAAAAUGCAAAGGUAAAAGGAGGUGUAAUUAAGAAAAUCGACCUUCAAGAUGGAAUUUCCUUCCCUCAUCCUCAGAUUAUAACUCCAAUACUGACUCUUAAACGGAUGAGUGAACCAUUGAUUGACCCAACCGUCGAUGCUCACUUAAAGGAAGUCGUCCGCCAACACGAGAACAAAACCCAGAUGCAGCAGGAAACCAUCUGUCGGCCAUUUGCAUCCGUCAGCAACGUCGCGCCAGUCAUCCCCCUCCCUCUGAGCCCCGGUUUCGCGUGCUCCAAGCCAAUGCCGCAACUUUCUGUCCCGGCGGCAAAGGUUGGGAUCCUCUCAGCUGAACAAUUUGUUCAGAGAUGCAAACAAAGGUGGCUCAAGGCUAAAUUGCCUCUGGCAGAGAAUUUAGCCCGGCUACAGAACAAGGCUAGAGAAAGAAGCAGCUGGGUCUUUCUUUCUAUAUUGGUCAGCGAGUCUGUAUUGGUCCAGUUUCCAUUUAAACUGGAUUCGCGGAAACUCACCAAUCGCUUUAUGGACCCCCUUAAAACCAUUGACUGCGUAAUGUACAUGUUACAACUUCGCAGAAAAAUGCAACUUGUUGAGACUUCUGGAAAGGGCAACCCCUUUCUUUUCAUUUUUCUCUUUGUUGUUAACGUCGCUGUAACACUGAGAGAGCACCCGAAACGUGUGAAUGGGACCGUUGGCCAGUCCGUGUUUUUCUCCGCCGCUCAUAUAGUUUCAGAUUUUCAAGCGUAUAUGCGGAUCAGAUUGUUCAGAAAAGGGAUGACAAUCGCGAAUUAUCGUUGCCCGGAGAAGAGAAACGAUACUUUCACUGGAUGUGAACAGGCUCCUUCCAUUUCUGAUGAUUAUAAAACUCGUAUUGUGCUUUUUCCGGAGAAUGCAUCCUUGCUGCUGAGAGAUUUACAGAUCAGCGACAGCGGGAUUUAUGAAUUAUCCAUCAGCCACUCAAAGGGUCCGGAAAAUUGCAGCUUCACAUUGAGAGUCCUGCCCCGGAGUGGAACCGACAUAGACGGCAGGUCCCAAACUGGGAAUGGAACCGACAUUGGAAAUACUAAAGGUCUACACUCAACACUUGUAUUCAUCCUUCCAGCUAUUGGUAUUGCUGUUAUUAUUAUCUCCUUGCAUCUCACCAUGAAAGUGAGAAGAGGUUGCAAACAAGCCCAGGGACAAACAGGAAAAAUCAGUACUCCACAUUAUCACCAGAAAACACAGGAAGAAGCUGGCACACAAUAUGCUGAACUGGAGUGGCCUAAACAUACCAAGGGAAAAAGGAACAUCCACAUCCCCAAAGAAAUGAAAACAUAUGAAGAAGCUGGCACACAAUAUGCUGAACUGGAGUGGCCUAAACAUACCAAGGGAAAAAGGAACAUCCACAUUCCCAAAGAAAUGGUAGAGUAUGCUACAGUGCGGAACACAAGUGGAAUUGUUUUUUCCUUAGAUGAUCGGCACCAACCAUAAUAACUAAAGACUUCAUUCUCUGCACAGAGAUUUUAAUCUAUUGGAGCCCGAGAUACGAAAAUUUGAGAAGUGUUUACUUAUGCUAUGCUUAAAUAUGGUUUGCUGCCCAAAGAGGGAUGCUUCAUGUAAUACAUUUGUAUUAGUAUUCCGACGAAGA